Molecule: messenger RNA, 3859 nt
Organism: Lepisosteus oculatus (spotted gar)
Lineage: Eukaryota; Metazoa; Chordata; Actinopteri; Semionotiformes; Lepisosteidae
Product: LIM/homeobox protein LMX-1.2
Biological process (GO): regulation of transcription by RNA polymerase II; neuron differentiation
Cellular component (GO): nucleus
Molecular function (GO): RNA polymerase II transcription regulatory region sequence-specific DNA binding; DNA-binding transcription factor activity, RNA polymerase II-specific
Source: RefSeq, a predicted model, not a curated record
ACAGCAAAUCAAACAGAUUUUUUUUUUUUAGAAAUGAUGCACUACACUGAUACACUAAAUGAUCUACGCGAAUGCGUCAUGCAGAAAGGGUAUUUGCAGAUCUACAACUGAAGAAUCAUAUCUCCCCCGUUUUUAAUCUCACGACAGAGAAGAAAAUGUUGAGGCAGGGCCAUCCGAACCAGUCCCAGAAUACACAACAAAAGCUUUCACACCACACGACAAGCAAUUGGGGUUUAAAAAAGACGGAUCGACCGUCCGUUUUUAACAGUUUCGCGAAUUAAAUUAUCUAAUAAAAUCUGAACAUUUUCAAAUGGGUAAAAUCCCAUCGUAAACGGCGCUAUAAUUUAGUUUUAUAAUGCAUUGAGACACGUUUCUUUGUGCAGUCAAUUAGCAAACAGCUCCACAGCAGCUGAGCGUGAACUACGAGGCGGGCUGGUGUUGUGCUCCUAGAAGACGAGUCCUUUUCACUUCGAAACAAUUUUAAAUUUCAUAAAACGAUGGCCUGCGUGCAUGAAAGUUGCCCUCUCCUCUCUUCGCAAGAGCUCGUCGUCUGGUCUGGAGGCAGCUGGCACUAGUUGACGCUUAGGAGGCGGAACGCUGGAGUUACUCGACGGAGCGCACGAACACGGCGCACCAAUCGCGUCCAAAUGUCAGUAAACAGUCUAAGAAGUGACGCGUCCGGAGGAGGGGAGGGCGUAUUCGUUCGCCUCAAUCUCGGCCCCGGACUGCUCGAGCAGUGGGGCUCUGCAUGGCACAUUGACUUCGGAGCCCACUUUGGAACCUUUCGGCUCGACUUGCCCGGAUUUACUGCAGCUGCUCGUUAAUUUUCACCUCCCUGCAACAGUUCAGAGAGAGGAGGAUUGAACGGCAACUCCUGUCCCGGAGCGGCGCCGCAGACUGUCCAUCGCUGCUCUGCCGUAGGAAACUUAAACCUCUGACAAACUUUAAAUUAAGCAGGUGACGAACCCAGGCGCUGUUUUGCAAACCUUCUGUUUUGUAUUUUUUUUUAAAUACUACAAUUUUCGAUUACGCUGUGGUGCGGUUCCCUGUAUCUGCUUCUCUAAAGUAGCAACAACAGCAGCAACAAUUCUAAAACACCCCGUACACUGCACAGCGGCACAAAUAGGGGGAAAAAACACUUUCUUGGUUUUAUCGCAGUCUCUACCAGUAGUGCAGCGUGUCUUUAAAGUGGGGUUUGGAAAAGAAGGCAGGUCUGUGACUCUACGUUGUUAUGGAUGUUGCAACAGGUCCCGAGUCGCUGGAAAGGUGCUUUUCUGCGAGGAAUCAGUCCGAUUGCUCAAAGAUGUUGGACGGUAUAAAACUAGAAGACCAUCCCUUAAGAUCAGGACAGGCUACGCUGGGAGUUCUGCUCGGGACGGAGUGCCCUCACCCGGCGGUGUGCGAGGGCUGCCAGCGGCCCAUCUCCGACCGCUUUCUGAUGCGCGUCAACGAGUCGUCCUGGCACGAGGACUGUCUGCAGUGCGCCGUGUGUCAACAGCCCCUCACCACGAGCUGCUACUUCCGGGAUAGGAAACUCUACUGCAAGCACGACUACCAACAGCUGUUCGCCGCCAAGUGCAGCGGCUGCAUGGAGAAGAUCGCCCCCACGGAGUUCGUGAUGCGCGCCCUGGAGUCCGUCUACCACCUCAACUGCUUCUGCUGCUGCGUCUGCGACCGCCAGCUGCGCAGGGGCGACGAGUUCGUGCUGAAGGAAGGGCAGCUGCUGUGCAAGAGCGACUACGAGAAGGAGAAGGACCUCCUGAGCUCCGUCAGCCCCGACGACUCCGACUCAGCGAAGAGCGACGACGAGGACGUGGACGUGAAGCCGAGCAAAGGGCCCGGGUCCGCGGGCAAGGGCGGCGACGACGCCAAGGACCCGCGCAGGCCGAAGCGGCCCCGGACGAUCCUGACCACGCAGCAGCGCCGGGCCUUCAAGGCCUCGUUCGAGGUGUCGUCCAAGCCCUGCCGGAAGGUCCGAGAAACCCUGGCUGCAGAAACGGGUCUCAGUGUUCGAGUGGUCCAGGUGUGGUUCCAGAACCAGAGAGCAAAGAUGAAGAAGCUGGCACGGAGACAGCAGCAGCAGCAGGAGCAGCAGAACUCGCAGAGGCUGGGCCAAGAGGUGAUGUCCAAUCGGAUGGAGGGGAUGAUGAGCUCGUACGCGCCCCUGGCCCCACCCCAGCAGCAGCUCGUGGCCAUGGACCAGAACGGCUACAGCACGGACCCCUUCCAGCAGGGCCUCACCCCUCCGCAGAUGCCCGGGGACCACAUGAAUCCGUACGGAAACGACUCCAUUUUCCACGACAUAGACAGCGACACGUCCCUAACUAGCCUCAGCGACUGCUUCCUGCCCUCCUCGGAGGUCGGCUCCCUGCAGGCCCGGGUGGGAAACCCCAUCGACCGGCUCUACUCCAUGCAGAGCUCGUACUUCGCCUCGUGAAAGGCGGGGCCGCGGACGACGAGACAGGCGCCAUCUUCGCCCCUCCAGUACAGCUGUGAACACAACCCUGCGGUUUCUCGAGGUCGAGAAAACGUAAAAUCAAAAAAACAAAAAACACAAAACAAAACAACGGCCGAUGCGCGCACACAGAAACAGCCAACAGUGAACGGUUUUACUGUUUCUCUCCUCCCCGGCUCUUUGCCAAAACGCUGAGAAAAGACGGCGAAUUGCGUGGAGAAAAAUGGACGUCUCUGUUUCUUCUCGACAGCAAAGACGUGGAGAUGUCAAGACUUAAGCAGCUUUCAGAGAAAAAAAACCAACUGUUUUAUAGACCUAAUAUCUGUAGGAUAUUUGUACAUGACUUUAUGAAAAUAGCCCCCCCCCCAACUUGUUAACAUAAUAUACAUAAAUCGAUUUUUAAACAUGUCAUUUGACCAAGUACUGCAUCUGAAGGCUGGGAAUUGGACACGUUUCCCUAAUAGCAUGACUCCCACCAUUAACUUGUGAACAUUAAACUAGAAAAAAAAGGAAAAAAACCUUGUCAGACUUUGAGAUGUAAAUGUGAUGUCUGGACUUUCACGAUUGUUUCUUCUGUUUUGCUUCACACAAUGUUCAGUGCACACACACGUAGGUCAUCUUGUUCAUUUGUAGCCCUUACAGUGUAUGGUUUUGAGUAAAAGAGAUAUGGGGUCUGGAGGUAACACAGCAAUGACUGAGUGUAUAUAAGGGGCAACUUGUCCAAAACAAACCAGUUGUGCAUGUGAAGAUGGAAGCCCUCCUAUUUAUUUAUCUACAACGUGUGCCUGAAGGUACUUCAAAAACUGAAAAGCUUUAUUUAAAAAGAAGAAUUUCCCAAUGUAAAGUAGUGAAACAUGUUAUCUUUUACUUGUAUGUCAUUUAAUUCUGAAAUUAAAGCUAGUAUUUUGGUUUUGAUUUUUUAACUAGGCUGUAAAUCAGCAAUGUUGUACUAUUUAUUUGUUUUGAGCUCAACAAGACCUUGUUAAGAAUGCAUUUUUAAUGCUGAUAUUUGCUAAAUUACCAAAGUCUGUUGGUAUUAUAAAUAAACUCUGAAAAAACCUAACACUUUUUUCCUAGGAUCCGUAAAGCUUAAUUAUUUUUGCACCAUUUCUGUGAUACAAAGCCUACCUGUUGGAAAAAUAUAUACAUAUAUAUUUAAAAAAAGAAGUUUAAAAAGUUAGAACUUUUUUUCCUAGAGCAGUAGACAUACAAUGCACUUGCAGAGUAACCUCACACGGCUUGUUCAAAUAACAAGACAGCAGUUCUUCCAGAUUUGGACCAUAAAGAGAUUUUUUUGUACAUUUCGUUCCAAAUGUUAUUACAGGGUGAUGACAAAACUAUGUUCAACUGGAUCUCAGGUUGUACUGUUUGUAAAGUAUUAAAAAUUAAACUUAAUUAAGUGAA